Molecule: messenger RNA, 1840 nt
Organism: Aureobasidium uvarum
Lineage: Eukaryota; Fungi; Ascomycota; Dothideomycetes; Dothideales; Saccotheciaceae
Source: the annotation of a GenBank genome assembly
ACUAAAAGACAUUAUGCCUACAGAAAGGAAUCUGAGAAUUGGGAAUUGCAGUGGUGCAACAGGCGAUGCCCCUCAUGCAAUGGCUCGCAUGGUACGAGAGGCCGAUGUCGAUGUGAUUACUGGCGACUGGUUAUCAGAGAUGAACAUCGCUUGGGAAUCGAUCAAGAAGGCUGAAGAUCCAGAACUCGGCUACGACUUGGGCUUCCUCAGACAGCUCACCGAGUGUAUUGAUGAUAUUGCGGAGCGAAAGACUAAGAUCAUCACCAAUGCCGGAGCGAUGAAUGCUCCAGUACUAGCUCGCAAGGUCGAGGAACUGUGUCAAAGUCGUGGUCAUGAUUUGGUGGUAGCGACGAUACUCGGCGACGAUGUAAGCCAUCUCCUGAAGAAGGGCAAGUCUGGCCAUCGAGUUCUUGACUUUCCUCACCUGGAUUAUCAAGAACAGCUUCUAGAGAAUUGGAAUGAUGAGCUCAAGCCUACCUGUGCCGCUGCAUAUAUAGGAGCGUGGGGCAUCGUCGCAGCGCUCAAAGAGGGUGCCGAUAUCGUCAUCUGUGGUCGUGUCACGGAUGCCUCGCCAGUCAUUGGUGCUGCUGCUUGGUGGUACGGCUGGUCUGAGAACUCUUAUGAUCAAUUGGCUGGAACACUAAUAGCAGGUCAUCUCAUCGAAUGUGGACCGUAUGCCACAGGAGCAAAUUUCUCUGGCUUCAAGGAGUUCCUUCCAGAGCUGGUCGACCUGGCCUUCCCAGUAGCAGAAAUCAUGCCAUCUGGGUCAUGCUAUAUCACCAAGCCUGACUCGAUGAAUGGUGUGGUCAACAAGUUCAACAUCACCUCUCAGCUGCUGUACGAGCUCCAAGGACAAAUGUACCUGAACCCUGAUGUAGUAGCGGACAUUGCCAGUAUUCGUAUCGAGAACACUGGUCGCGACAAUUGUGUUUUGGUAUCUGGUUGCAAAGGCUCUCCACCUCCUCCAACCACUAAAGUCAUGGUCGCGGCACCAGGAGGCUGGCAAGCGGAAACAACAUACUACAUCAAUGGUCUUGACGUACAAGCCAAAGCACAGAUGAUGAAGCAACAGCUCCAGAAGAUAUUCAGUGGCAGCCAGUUCUCCAAAUUCUCCGCAGAGCUCUAUGGCACCCAAGCUGAUAAUCCGUCUUCGCAACAAGCAGGUACCGUAAUGCUGCGAGUAUUUGCUCAAGCACGGCACAAAGAAGACAUUACAGCGGAAAAGUUCAAGAUACCAUUGUAUUCACUACGCAUGCAGAGUUAUCCAGGCUAUCACAUGAACCUCGACUUCCGCACCAUGGACCCAAAACAAUUCUAUGAGAUCUUCCCAGCGACGAUCCCACAAGUCGCUAUCAACCAUGAAGCUCUAGUAGCUGGAAGAAGAAUCUCAAUCGCCGCGCCAAAGAAGACACAGCAUUACCCCGUCCAGCGGCCUUCGUCAGAAACGAUGAAUCCAGUCAAUCUUGCUACCUUUGGACCCACUGAGCGUAGACCGCUAGGUAGCAUCGUGCACGCGCGCUCUGGUGACAAAGCAAACAACUCCAACGUUGGUUUCUUCGUCCGCCAUGCUGAUGAGUAUUCAUGGUUACAAUCUUUACUCACAGUGGACAAAUUAAUUGGACUGCUGCAAGAAGAUUAUGCUGGGCACAGGAUUGAGCGUUGCGAGUUUCCGAACAUCUUCGCGACCUUGACCAACGUUUCAGUUUCCCGCAUUAUGGACUUCCUCGAUGGCGGUAUCGCGUCGAGUGCUCGUAUCGAUGGCUUGGGUAAAGGUGUGGGCGAAUAUCUGCGCAGCAAGCACGUGGACGUCCCGACUAUGUUUUUGCACAGAGGCGCGAUA